AUGGCCCUGAACCGCGAAGUAUCCUGUCCCGACUAUGCCGCAAAGCAGAACCCGGGCGAGGAGGGUGUCCAGCUGGGCGUUCCGGCGGUGCCCAAAGCCAGCCGCUACCACUUGGUCACCUCUCAUGCGCCUUCGCCGCGAGGCAUGUACUUCGACAGCGAGGGCUGGUUGGAGGCGGUGCAGGAAGAGCUGCCGGACAAGGAGACGAAGAUUGUGGUGGGCUGUGCUGGUGGCGUCCGCUCCAAGGCAGCGGCUCAGGUGCUGGAGGCCGCCGGGUACGUGAACGUGCAAGAGUUGGAUGAUGGCUUCAACGGUUGGGUGGCGUCAGGGCUGCCCGUGGCGGCCCUGAAGUGA
Molecule: messenger RNA, 354 nt
Organism: Effrenium voratum
Lineage: Eukaryota; Dinophyceae; Suessiales; Symbiodiniaceae
Source: the annotation of a GenBank genome assembly